AGUGCAGACGAGACAGCAGGCAGUGGUGGCGUGCCCGUGCGCGUUCGCGUGCUGUUUGACGGCGACCCCGCUACCCCUUCUCUCUCCGUGCCUGCGCCUUGCUUUCCCCCUUACCACCCCACCGCAGGGGACGCGCAGCGGGGGGGAGGGGGGACCAAGAUGGCGGCGGCCGGGUCGGCUGCUUGGGCCGCUCUGGAGACAACGCUGGAGAAGAAGCUGCUGACGGUGACCAACACGAUGGACAGUAUCCAGGGCCUGUCCGCCUGGAUCCUCGACAACAAGAAGCACUACACCUCCAUCGUCAGGCAUUGGAUGAAGUGCAUGAGGAAAGCUUCAGUUCCUCAUCGAUUGAACCUUUUCUAUGUUGCCAAUGACGUUAUUCAGAAUUGCAAAAGGAAAAAUGCAAUUGUAUUUCGAGAUGCUUUCUCAGAGGUUCUAAUUGAAGCAGGCACAUUGGUCAGGGAUCCUUCUAUUCGCAAAUCAAUAGAUCGAAUAUUUACCAUAUGGGAGCAGAGGAGUGUCUACCCUGAGGAACUGAUUGUGGACCUUCGUGCUGCUCUUGUGAGCAGUAAGACAAGAGUAGUUGUGAAAUCCAAGAUACUAGCUGAAUUCAGGCCUUCAGCACUGAUUGAUCAGCUGGGGUCAUACAAACAAGCUGAGGAUGAGCGGGAGUUCAAAGAGAAACAACUUGGGACACUCCGCGUGGACGUCUGUAGCACAGAGACUCUGAAGAGAUUGAAAGAUCGUGCUGGAGGAAAACGAUUUUCCAAAGAUUUUGAAGAAUCCAGUUCUAAAUUAGAAGAUUUCUGUGCAGAGCUUGAGAGGGAAGUGAAGAAGACCCCACCUCUAAUUGAAGCUCUAGAAAAUGCAGAAAUAUUCUAUGAGGCUCAGUACAAGGAGGUGAAGAUUGUGGCAAAUGCCUAUAAAACAUUCGCCAAUAGAGUCAACAACUUGAAAAAGAAGUUGGACCAGCUGAAAACAACCCUUCCUGAUCCAGAUGAGUCCCCCAUUCCAUCUCCGAGCAUGGAUGCUCCAUCACCAACGGGCUCGGAGUCCCCUGUCCGCCCUACAGAGGAGGCUGUUGUGGAGCUGGUUGAAGAGAGCCCUAGGUCACCGCUGCCUGAGGCUUCAGGUGAUAACUGUGAUGUUGAGGACAUGGAGCUUUCGGAUGACGAAGCUGCAGAAGCAUCGAACAUAAUAGCAGUGGAAAGAGACGAGAAGAAAGAAGAAUCCAAUCCAAACACACCAGCAGCAAGUGCGAGCCCACAGCCAGAAAAGGCUUCAAUUCAAGCAGAGAGCAGCACACAGGCAAAGAGUAGCUCCAUAACACCACCACUGGGCCUGCCAAACCUGGCAAAUAUCGACUUGGGCAAAAUUAGUUCUAUCCUUAGCAGCCUGACAACUGCUAUGAAGAACACAGUCAGCCCAGUGAUUGGUCAAACACCUGUUCCAGUGGCUUCUCCUGGAGCUCAGUCGAAUACUGGCCAAAAGGCCCCUGUUCAGAAGCCUUCUCCAGUUCCUCCCAAUCCUUUGGCAAGCAUCCUGUCAAAAGUUGAAUUAACUCCGGAGAGCAUCUUGUCAGCACUCAGCAAGAGCCAGGGGUCUUCUGCCCCUGCACUGCAAGGUCUCUCAUCAUUACUUCAGAGCGUGACAGCAAACACUGCUGUCCCAUCAAACAGCACAGCUCCAAGUAUUUCGACUCCGGCAGUGGCAAACAUCACCAGUCCAUUGGACAAAAACGUUCCCAUUAAUAAUUCCAGCACUCAGCCUGUGAUGCAAGGGCUGAUUAGUUGCUCUCCAAAUUCACCUGCAUCAGAAGUUUCCUCUGUUUCCUCAGUGAGCUCUGCCCCGGUAAACCAUAGUCCUGCCCUGUCCAACACAAGCCUGAAGGCACCUGCCAGCACAAAUGUUCUUGAGAGUUCUCUUCGCAAUACUGCCUCUUCAUCAAGAGGAAGCUUAAGCAGUCAGAAGGCACCUUCCGAGGCAGUUCCAGCUGAACCAGAAGUGCAGCCACCCUCACCAUCAAGUCUGGAACUGAAAAUUCACAACUUUCUCAAAGUUAACCCAGGCUUUAAGGCUUUAGAUCUGAAUAUCCCUCUCCUGAGUAAUUUGGGCUCUAGUGACUCUAAGAGUCUCUUGCAGCCUUCAGAUGGAAGUCGUAAUCCCAGCAGUACCAUACUAGACAACCAGGAUGGCACGCCAGUCAGAGAUGAGAGAGGUGGAACUCCAACCCAGGAUGAAAUAAUGGACAAACAAGCAACAACAGGCACUAUAGAUCCAAUGUCCUUACUGUCUAAGCUAAUCAGUCCACCCUCCUCUUCAACUAGCAGCACAAACUCUCCUCCUCUUUCCAUGCCACAAAAUAUAGAUUCGGCUUAUUCAGAGAUUUCCAGUACAGUGCCUUCAUACCAAAGCGAUACUUCAUAUAACCGUGGAAGGGCUUCAUUCCCUUCCUCCUACAAAUCCUCAGAGGUGUGGGAAGAAUCUUCCCCGAACAGAGACUCUCCUCAAGAGCAGUUUUAUGCUGGUGAAUCCUGUACUGAUUUUGAUUAUGCUGGACCACCGCUUUCUUCAGUUUCCAAUUUAUUGAAACAACCCCCAAAGUCUAUUCUCAAAUCAAACAAAGCAACAGAUCAGAUGCAGAGUCCCAAUGAAUACCAGUCUAUCUCUACCAGUUAUAGUCGUCUCAAGUCUGUGUUCUCCAAACCUGUGAAAUCCAUUCUUAAGAAAAAAGAAACUUAUGGCAGUAGGUCAAGCAGUAGCAAAGGCUAUAGGGAAGAUGAUCAGGGAAUUGAUCUUGAGAACCUUCCUUCAGCAGCUCACAACAAUCAGUUCUUUCGCUCAGAAUCUAAUAAUAUCAUAUUACAGCCUUCAUUCUCGGAUAUAUCUCGUACAGGACCACUUCAGAAAGCAUUUCCUGACCCGGUAUGUUCUACCCCUUCCCGACCACCUUCCUCUUUACAAAGUGCUGCAGCUGGUUCUUUUAGCCGCACAUCUGCCACCACCAUUGAUAAAACUGUAACACUGGGCUCUCCAGUCUCUGCUACUUCAACCAUUGAGUUCAAGAACAUGUUAAAGAAUGCCUCGCGUAGACCGACUGAUGACAAACCUCUAGAAAGCCCUAUUAGUCCUGUACCGUCAGUUGGCUUGAGCGAGAAAGGGAACCUAUCAGUCUUUGGACAAUCUGGGAUUGCAGAGAAUGCAGAUGGAGAGCAGCAUUGCAUUGAGACUCGGAUAUCUACAUCAGAUUUACCUGAGAACGUAGAGGAGAAAGGAGCCCCCAUAGAGACACUAGGUUCCAGUACCCCAUCAGCUGGGAGGCUGAUGGUUGGAGAGCCUAUCCAGACUCUGGAUUCCAGCCGAGGGUCAGGUAGAGGCAGUAUGAGUCAUGGGAGAGGGGGGUCCAGGAGCAGCUGGUUUGAAGCUACUGAAAGCAUUUCAGACUUUGAUGAAGAUUCCUCCUCUCUUGAUGUUUCUGAUAUGACUCAAGGUAUCCCUCCCAGUUUUAGAAGUCAGUUUGAAGAACACAGACUCCAGUUCACUGAGACGUCAAGCACCUACAGAUCCAACAGUUUUAGCAAUCCCUUUGAAAGGCAAACUCAGCAGAUUGGACGUCAACCUGGCUCACGACAUGACCACAUUGGGCCAACACCUGUCUCCAGCCGAGAUCACAUUGGGCAUCCACCUGGGCCUCCUCCAGAUCAUGUACUUAACCCAUGCCCCCCACAAGAUCACAUUGGGCCUCCUGUUCCUUUGAGGGAUAUUGGACUGCCACCAGGACCCCCAAGGGAUCACAUGAGUCUGCCCCCAGGUCCUCCACCUGAUCACUUAGGUCCUCCUGUCCCCCCACAGGAACACAUGGGUGCCUCAUCAAGUUCCCUUCGAGAACAUGGUUCAUUCCCUGGUUCUUCCCAAGACCACAGUGGGCCACCUCCCAGUUCCUCUGAGAAGAUUGGGCCACCAAGGGACCAUGUUGGACCACCACCUGGCACCCCUGUUGACCACAUUCCCCCACCCUCUGGCCCGCCCCCUGACCACUUUGGUCCUGGUCUACCUCCUGGUCCUCCUCCAAGAGAUCAUCUUGGACCUCCUCCAGGUCCCCCAGUGCCCCCUCCUGGUCCUCCUCCUCUGGACCACCUUGGACCUCCUCCUGGUCCCCCACCCCGGGAUCAUAUGGUCCCUCCUUUACCCCCCCCUGGACCACCACCAGGCCCUCCUCCCAGAGACCACCUUGGCCCACCACCUCCUGUCCCACUUCCACAGGAUCACCUUGUUCCACCUCCUGGCCCCCCUCCAAGAGAUCAGUUGGUCCCACCUCCUGUCCCUCCACCACAGGACCUCCUUGGUCCCCUGCCUGGUUCUCCUAGAGACCUCCUUGGCCCAUUAGCUGGACCACCUCGAGAACUCCUUGGCUUACUUCCAUGUCCUCCAAGAGACUUCCUUAGCUUAACCAACAGGCCCCCCAUGCAAAGGUCUUCGAGAGAUUACUAUGGGCCAUCCUUUGGAGCCCAGCAAGACUACAGUGGUCCUGGUAGGUUCUUCCAACGAGGGCCCUUAAGGCCUCGGGAAAGUUUUCAGAGUGGGAAACGACCCAACCUCCAUUUUGGAAGUCCCCCUUUUGCCACUGCUCCCAAACGACCAUAUAUGCCUCCAAGGUAUUGAAAAUGGAAAGCAUCUGACAAGGUGAAUUUUCUGUACUGGGGAUUAUGUGAAACUCUUUCAUCUCUGACCCUUGAUCACUGAGCAGCUUUGUGGUCAUAGAGGCAAAGUUCAGCAUGGUGCUUUUAGGUCACCUAUAUGUCUUCUGUGUGCCAGUCUGUUCUCCCUUCUGAUUCUUUCACUUGCCUUCUCCAGUGUUGACCUGCUGUGCUAGGUCAAAGGUAUGUUAUGGUUAACAGUCACUACAGGGUCACUACAAACCCCUGCACGCCAGUGUUCCAUCAGGACUUAAGUCGUGCAUAGAAAGCUUACUAGGAAUGAGACCACCACUUACUUUUAUACAAAGUAAAACUUGUAUUGUUCCAAAAAUCAUUAUACGGUCUUAGCUGACUGUAGCUUCAUCAGACCCUUUCCUACCUUGUUGUUUUUAAAUUACACUUUUACUUUUGUACCAGUUUAUGUCAGGAAAAAAAAGUGGUUAAAUGCAAAUGGGAAAUGUCUCUGCCAUCAUUGCAAGUGUUGUCUGAUUGGUUGCGUGUAAGCAGUUAACAGUGCACACAUCAGAAACUGACAACAUACUUAUUUUGGCUUUACGUCACAAGUGUCUCAUUUAAGGAGACCUACCUGUUGGUGCAGCUGACUCCAGCGGGCAGAGCUGUUAACAUUACAUUGCCUGCUCUCUGGUGGCCGUAGCUAGUGCCAGUGAUAAAAAUAUUUCCUCACAUUAUGUAGAUGCUUGCAUCUAUUGGCGUUGGCUCCUGCACAAAUUCCACAAAACUUCAGUGCAGGGGGUCCAUGUUAAAAACCACCCCUGCUUUUUGCAUGCCAUUUAAUAUGUUUCUCCACAGCAUCGACAAUGGAGUGUCUUCCCUUGGAAGUGCCAGCCAGCGCUGCUCGUUAAGAUGCCACGCAGAAUAUGAGGUGGAAUGAGAUUUGUAGUGCCCUGGUUGCUUCAUCUAAUAACUGGCUGAAAACACGACAAGAUUUCCACCAAUCCAAGCAAGAAGAUUAAAAUCAUAGCAAGGAAGACUGGAAGCUGUGAAGUGUGCAGUGGGCAUAGUUCCCUAUUUUAGCAGACCACAAUGAGAUUUAUAAUGUUUCUAAUGACCAGAUAGUAAAAGGUUGAUACUUGUCAUUGGUCCUCAAGAAAAAAGAUGGAAUAAAUGUACCUUAGGCACAUAACGAGCUUCUGUUUUUUUACAAUAGACUGACCAACCAUUGAUAUUAGGCUACAUAAACCUAAUUAUGUGCAACCUGUUAAGAAUUUGAUUAUUUCUUCUCCUGGAUAAUUGAUUUAGCACAAACUAUCCAGUGUUUCUUCUUCCCCCCCCCCCCCCCCAUUUAAUUCAUUCUGUACCAGUCAUUGUUUUGUCAAAAUGACCUGCUUGUUCUAAAGGAAAGCUUUGUUGAACAAUCCUUGUUCACUGUUUAUAAAUUUAAGGAGCUAUAGGGGAAGGGAAGAAAGGAAACAGUGUGCGUGGAAGAAACAUGGCGGUGGGCUGUUGGUGCAUUGAACUCCCCCCCCCCCCCCCAAGUAAUAACUGGAAUAGGUUUGAAAAAAGUGACUUUUUUGUGAUCAGUCUGUUUCAGAGCUCGUUUUUGCUUAAUUCAAGGUGGCUUUGGAGAAAUAAAAUGAAUCGAGGUGGAUACUGUGUAACCAGACUUGGUUCCAUACAGUCCAGUUUAUGCUUAUAUUGAAGACUGUGUUAGUAGCUAAAUUCAGAGAUUUUUGAAAGCUUUAUAUGUGGACAUACACAUACACACAUAUUCACACAUUUUCUUGGUGGUUACUUUUCAGUUGAAAUGUAAUAUGUAUGUAGCAAGAGGAAACAAGCUCUUCUUUCCUGAAUUAAAAAGUAAAGAUCAAGUUCUCCACUUAUUUUUCUUAAAAGUUUGUAACCAUUUAGCAAGUGUUAUUAAUAUAACAUGGGUUUGGUGCAAAGUGAAGUUUAAGCUGUGAAUUCCCUUUUCAGUACAACUACUGAUAUGUCACCACUUGCCAUUGUUCAUGUUUAUGUUAUUUCACUGGAGGAAAGGGGUAACUUUAUAGAUCCAACAUCACUGCACAAAGGAAUAUAUUUCAGUAAAUACAAUGUCCAAUUAACACACUUAAGUUGGGAAAAACUACGAGUGAAAAGUUUGCCUGCUUUUUUCAGAGAUAAUUCAUCUUUUGGAAAUGAAAUGUAGUUAAUAAAAAAGAUAGUCUAAUUUUCUUGGGGAUGACUAAGGAUUCAGCAUUUUUCUGCAAAGUUAUGAGCAUUUGUGUACUUGAACAUUACAUAAGUGGGAGGGAUGGUGAAAUCUUUUUGAAGAUCUGUAUAAAUCUGCUGUUGUCUGCGUUUGGCUCAAUAUUGUAGUAUUUUUAUGCCCUGCCUAAUGUACAGAUAGAAAUUAAAACUGGCAUUUAAGGUAGCCUGGUACAUCAUUUACUGAAGUGCUGUAUUUCUAAAGUAAAGGUUGUGAAAUUGAUUUGUGUUUAUCACUUGCAUUUGAAAGACGAAGCACCUUAUGGGGACAUUGUCCAUUACUUGACUGGCCUGACUAGCUAAUCCUACGUGUGAGUAAAAUGUGUAGUCAGGGGAGCAUGGGAAGGAUGGAGCAAACUGUAAUUGCUUGCUUCAGUUGCAUAUUGCUGAACAGUUAUUGAACUGCUCAUCAUAUAUGGAAGGACUUAACUUUAUACAGCCUGGAUACUCGCAUGUCAUUGUCCUCAACAACAGGAACAGGCUUACCACCGUAAAAUGGUAGAGUGAAAUCUCAUCUAAAAAUUAAAAGGCCAGGGCUUGAGAUUAAUUGCACCUUAAACAAAUGUGAUGUCACCAGUAGUGUUCAUAUCCUUGAGAGGGUCUUGCAAGGGUAAAUCUGAGAAAUAUUCUGCAUCUUGCACUAUGCACUGAUAGAAUACAGUCUAGUGUGAUAUUGAGAUGAAACCUAAAAUCAUAAAUAAUUUUCUGGAUUAAAAAUAAACAUUACUGAGUUUUCAUAUUUCCACCACUAUGAAGAAUUGCAAAUAGUUGGGUGUAACUAGGUGACAGGGUUCAGUGGAGCCUAAUUCCCAUUGAAUUUCUGUUGGUAGCCAGGUCUUUUCAGGUGAUCUGGGUAAUGGAUUCACCAGAAUCAUUUUUUUUUUCGGUAAAUGAAAACUGCUAAUUUAACAAAAGGGCCACUAUCAUGUGCUUUAAAAGGGGUAAUAAAUUGUCAGUAUUAAAAAUGACUGCUUUAGGAUACCUGAUAUUUUAGCUACCUCAUCAAAUUUCUGUAGACCAUGCCAAGGAGAACUAAUAUUGAACAAAUCCCUCCCGUUAAAUCUUUUGGUGUUAUUUUUUUUUUAACAAAAGGAAGAAAAAGUGUAGUAGACUCAAAAGGUUCUAAGCAGCAAUGUGAAGCUGUAAUUGAGAGUUCAAAUUGUCAGUUUGCCUUCCAAAGCAAAUUUUUGGGCUUAAUGUAUAGAAUAGGACUGGGACUUUAAAAUUGCUCACUUGCCAUUUGCUAUUAUUAGUUAUCUUUGGUUCUACAGGAACAAUAAGUUAGGUCUUGCUUUCACACACAAAAUGCUGGAGUAACUCAGCAGGUCAGGUAGCAUCUAUGGAAAAGAGUAAGCAGUCGAUAUUUCAGUCCUGAUGAAGGGUCUUGGCACAAAACAUCGACUACUUUUUUCCAUUGAUGUUGCCUGGCCUGCUGAGUUCCUCCAUCAUCUUAUGCGUGUUGUUUGGAUUUCCAGCAUCUGAAUAUUUUUCUGUCUUGGGCCUUGCUUUGUUGGUAUCUCACCAGAUCCAAGGCUUCCUGUUGGAUUUCCCAUAUUUGGCAUGGCUUUGGUCUUGCUAACAUUGUGAAGUUUUGUUUCCAACUAUUGGAAUGAAGUUACUGCUAAAGAAAAUUCCAUUUCUAAUCCUCAUAAGAUGUAAUGAAGAAUUUGCCAGCAACACCAAAAUGUUUUGCUUAUUUGGAGCCAUAACUUAUUCUUGCGCGUAGGUCUCCCAAUUUAUAAAUUAUUUUCACAAUUUCCUUCAUAUUUAAACUACUUUUAGAUUAAUGCCAAUAGGACAUCAAUAGCAUCCAAGAUUUCAGCCUGAUUGGCUCAUAGGAUAACAGGACAUUUUGUUUCCAAGUAUUACUUCCAUUUUCAUUAGUGAACCUGCAAUGGUUCAGUCUAUUCUGAAUGUAUUGAGAUGUCUAUCGUUCGGAAGUAAUAUGUUUUUUUUUUGCUAUGUUUUCAACAUUUCUUUGAUCCAUGCAAAGGUCUUCACUGACUAUGUAUUACAAACCUCUAUGAAGAAACCAGUUUGAUCGUAUUUUAAUCAUUCUUUGAUUACAUUUUGUCCACUCUGGAACAAAGACUUCCCCACCUUUAUUAUUUUUGUGGGAAGUUACACAUCAAUUGUUUGGAAAUUACAGUUGUAAACUGUUCAGUCUACAUUCAAGAAAUGUGCUAAAACUGCAACAUAGUUGUCACCUAUGAUGUCCUCAAAGCUGGGCUCUGACUGAUAUUUUUAUUUUGGGACCCUAAGUUUGGUCUGCCUUAAGAGAUUUUGCAGACUUUCUUGUUCUUUCCUAUUGGCUGUUGCUUUUGAUAUAGAAUACUUGAGUUGCAACUCAUGUUAUCCUUCAUCUAGAAACUUUGGAAGGACUCUUCUUUCCAUUGAGAAACUUUGAAAGCUAUCUAGCCAAGCAAACCUUCAGCUUUUGUGUGUGUGUGUGUGAAGAUUACAACAAAGUAUUCCCUGUAUUUCUUGAACCUUCAGUUGGAAAAACGUUUUUUUAAAGGUUCAGCUAUUUGCUGAAAGAGGUCCCGCAAGUUGGAUUGACAUCCAAGACUGACCUGAUUCCAGGAUUUGUUGUGUGAGUGGAAAGACAUUGUGAUUUAAUUGCUGGGUUUAAAACCUCAGCAAGUUUAAGUCCAUUUUUGUCUGAAAUUGAAAGUAUGCCCAUCUUAAUACCCCUACAAUAUGGCCAAUUUAAUAUGCGGACAAGUACUGAUGGCAUUGUGGCUUUUAUUUCACAUGGGUUUCUCUUCAUGGGUAAAUUGAUGUUGCAGCUGAGCACCAAAGAAAAUGACGAUCUAUUUACAAAUAAAUAAAUAAACAAAAAUGUAUAACAUACCACUGUAAACAAGUAGAACACUCUGGGAGCACAUUUUCAUAAAUGUAUACACAUUCCUACAUUUUAGUUUGGAAAUGUUCUACUGCAACUUAAUGCUCCAAUAAGUCUGGAUUGCUUCUAUGCCCAAGCUAUUCACUGAUGACCUUGUUGGGCUCUCAAGUGUUUUGUGGGAAAAAAAGGUUCUGUUCAUUCAUAUAUAGAGUAGCUUCCAAUGAUCCUACUGAUAUCUUCAGCGUACUUAAAUGCUUGAUAAAUUUUUCCAGAACGUUGUGGAUUGUAGCUCUUGUAGCCAGCAAUAUUUGAUGAUUGGUUACAGAUUUAUUAGGUCACAGUUCUACAUUGUCUUAUGGGAAGCUAGAAAAUGUUCUUGGUCUACAUGCUUCCUGGACAUAAAAUUGAACAAAUUCUACCAGGUGUGCAAAGUUGGAUGUUCCAUUUCUUACAAGGAUGAGAAAAGUAAAGAUUGUUCACUUUUCUAUUAUAUCCUGUUGCGACUAGAGGUAAACAUCCUCUUCUUGGUAAAUCUCAUGCUGUAACACCAGCUUUCUUUUCCAUUCAAACCCCCAUCUAUAUAUAAGUUUUGUCCAAUCGAAAUUUCCAGGGUUUUUUCCAUUAUUCUGAAGCUGACUUUUUCAAAUUUGCAUUGUCCAUGCUUGCUGAGCUUUGGCCUUGACCUGUUUGAGAUUAUCUAUGUAAGGUAUACUCUUUAGCUGGUAUCACGGAUCAGUGAAGAUCCUUGAAUUACAACUAGCUGCAAGAAGCACCUACCCAUUAGACCAUGGCUACACCAGCUCAUCAUGUUCACUUAACAAGUUUAACCUCAGUAACAUUGCUGGUUAGAUAAAAAUAAUUUAGUGCCUGUUUCGUGAUUUUUUUUUCUCUGUUAGGCAUCUAUCAAGGCAGUGAAAUUAUAAAAUGCUGACUCAAAAUUGGAAAGUUCUUAUUGCAUUGUUUCUUUAUUCUGGUUUCAAAGUUGAUGGUUUUGCACAUUUUCUAACAUUACUGUUAACCAUUGAGUAAUUAUCUAAAAGGAAAUCUGGAAACCAAUUUAGAGAUAUGUCCUUCCUUGGCAGUUCUUUGGAUUGAACAUGUCUCUUGUUUCUAUUGUGGUUUUUGUGAGUUCUGAAUCCAGAACUGUGUACAGUCUCUUCCUGCAACAUCUCCCACUUUUUUUUUUGAAUUUGCUCAUAAUCUUCAUGUGUUGCCUGAAAUAUUCCACACUAUUAUUGGCAUGAAUGUUGACUAUAUUGUCUCUUAGAGUGGCUGUUCACAGCAAAUUGUUACAGUUUCUGCCAAUUCAUCCAACACAACAUGAUUUAUGGAGCGAUGCUCCAGUUACCUUUUGGGGAUGAUCACUGAAGACAGGAUUGAUACUGAGAUAACUAUAUGGCAGGCACCAUUGUCAGAGGCAAAUUUAAAAUUAAAUGGACCUGUGUGAAAGUCUAUUUAGAAAUUAAGUGAAACUUAAGUUCAUUUGGCUGAUAAGCUUACAUUUAUUUUAAAAGAUGAUUGCAUUGAAACCUUUAUUUGUAAAGUUUAUUUGAGCAUAUUUCUUAUAGAACCCCAAUGAAUUGGGAUAAAAUUUCGCUACAUUUUAUGCCACUUUCAUUUGUUCUUAAUUAUGGCUUUACCUGAUUAUCAUAGUUACUCAAAAACCUUUCCAACGUGUGUGGUCUUAUUUCACAUUAUAGAAAGAUAAGCUGUUUGGCUCUAACUUGCAUCAAAGGAAGGGCCAAGAAAGCGGGAGAUCAAAGCAUUUUAAGUAAAUUUGCAAUAUUUGUUGCUACUUUGUUUUCAUUUACACUUCUAUGGUUUCCCAAUGGCAUGAACAUUUUCUAGCCCAAAAUAUUGGAGCAUUUCUGUCUCCAAACUACAUUGAUCUCAGUGCUCUUAUUACCUAAUUAUUUUUAUCAUUUAAAAAAUCUCAAGCUUCAAUUAUGAGCCUUUAUCUUUGAGUUAGAACUAUAAAAUGAUAUAGCAUUCAAUUUUCAUAGCUAUUUUAAAUUCUUAAAGUGCCUUUUAGUGCAGUUGGCACAAUUUGAUUCUUGUGUAUGGCCAACAUACCUGGUUUAUUGAAUGGAAUAUUGUUGCUAUCACGGAAGUUCUUUAGACCAUGUGUAGUAAUUUGCAGAUGUUGGAGCACCUUUUCAUGGGUUAUAUUCUCAUGCUCAGGAGGGGAGCUGGUCACACUUUAAAUAGUUUUGCUUCUCAGACAGGUCACUGAAACGCCCUUGUGUUUCCUGAGAACAAUAAUAUCAGCAGUAUGGUGUGAUGAUGGUAGUUGACUUUCACAUUGCACUGUGUUGAUCUUUAAAGACCUACUGAACCCAAGAAACAUUGUCUUCACUUACUGCAAGUUAUACUUGAGAAGAUGAGUAUUAAUACAUACAAAUUAGUGAAUACUACAUCCAAUAUUUAUAAAUGUACAAGCAAUUAAUUUAUUUAGAAGCUUCAGAACACCCAUUGGAGGGUGAUUUGUUGGUUUAAAUAAUUUGUAGUUUGUUACUCUGUAUUUUGGUCUGUGGUAUGAAAACUGAUAUUAGAUUUAUAUACAUCUCAGUAACUUGUUGCAAAGACUAUUUUUCCCAUUCUGUUCACUAUACAAUUCUUAGAAAUCUGGGAAAUGCAGAUUGCUCUCUGCUGCCAUAUGGUGGUGAAGAGAAAUAGCUUUUGACCAGCAGAAGUACCGAAGGAAACUGGAAGAUUUUAUAAUUUAUUUGUAUUGGUUUACAAUUAUUGAAAAAUUAAAUGAAAAUAGAUUUGAUUUUGAAUCUUAGCAGUAAAAUUGAGAGGAUUAAUUGAGAAUUUUGUCUCAAUUUCUUUUUGAUAAAUGGUCCAUGUACUACAUACUUCUUGUGGAAAACAAGCACUUUGGACUAUAUUGUUACCUACACAUCCUCCAGAGAAUAUCCUUCAAUAGGAAAGGUGCUACUAAAUUACCUUUAACCAACAGUGCAAACUUGAAACAAUUUGGAAAGGCCCAUUUAAAAUGUGAGCUGCUUGAUAAUUCAAGAAAAUAAUUUCACAGGUUGAAGAUUAACUAGAAAGGUGCUCUAAUGCUUUGCAUAGGAAGACUUUAUUCUGUCCCACAUAAACAUCCCUACCCCACUAAAUUCUUUCUUAAUGUGUACUUUUUAAGUUGUGUUUGACUUCUGGCACACUUUAUCACUCCCUCCUGCAUUUUCCUGCACAAAGCACGGAUGGGCAGAUUGCCCUUAGGUCUGGACCACAGUGAGCACGGGUAACCCAGAGAGGAGCUGAGUUAAUUCCUGCAUCCACGACAACUAAAGUUGUUUAGCCUCUGGUGGCACUGAGAUCUCAGAUUGAGAUUUCCCAAAAAAGACUGUACACCAGAGGUAUAGUUUUCAUUAAGAAUUCCCUGCUUCCUAAGGAAAGCUGACUUUUAAUUCUACCAAAUUAUUUCACCUGAUCUGUGGAAUGAUUAUGUUCUAAGAACAUAAGCCUUUGGUAGCAAUACACUAACAUUUAAAAUCUAUUUGUCCUAUUCCAGUAACUUCCGAAAAUGCUGUUUUAUUGUCUGGAUGCUCUGUAUGUUAGCUUGUCAUGCAACAUCCAGGAAUAUUGACAGUACUGCAUAGCCCACGAGCUAAGCUAAAGAUACCCUCUCCUGGAACAUUAUGUAUAGCAUUCAUCACUGGGAAUUACCAUUAUGGGAAGGGUUCAGUGGAUCCUGCAGGUAGCUAAAUUCCCCUAGUGGGUUCGUUAUUACACAUAUUUUUCAUGCAAUUUUGUAAUCAAUUAAGCAAUGAUUCUAUUACAAUGUGCAGCCAUAGGAACACUUGAUAGAUAACCUCUUUGCAGUUAAAAAGAAAGAAACAGUUUGAAAUUCUUGGUUCUGAGCUUGGUGGCCUCUAAACCAGCAUCGGACAAAUUAUGUGGCUCUGAUGUGUUGUUAACCCAUAACUUUGGCCAAUAAAGGAUGAGGAGAGGAUUAGAAGGUAGCAGGGAAGUACUGAUUGGGCAAUCAACUAUUGUGUUUCUAUGUAUUUGUAAAUGCACAAUGUGAACAAUGGAACACUGGUUAUUUAAAAGUUGUAAUUUAAUUUUGGGCUUUCAACAAUUCAACAAACUAAAUGAAAUUUUUUGGUCAUCUUUCAAAUGCUUGUGAGGUAAGCAAUUCCCAUGUCUUAUCCCUGUUUUCCAGAGGAUAUUAGGAACCAUCCACAGAAUCGGAAUCAGGUUAAUAUCACUGGCAUAAGUCAUGAAAUUUCUUCACAACCAAGGACAGUUCCAAUGAACUCCAAUACCUUACAUGUUCCCUCUCCUGGGACCAAUUAAAUUAGUUAAAUUAACAUUUGAAUGGUGAGAUUUUAAGUGAAACCGACAUUUCCUAUUCUUUAUCUCAAUUAUAGAAUUCCUGAGCCUGAGAUUAAAAUACCACUUUUUAAUGCUGCUAUUGGUUUAUUGGUUGCAAUCACAGAGAUGGGGUAAAAUACUGACAUUUAUACCGGCUGCUAAACUGUUCUAUGUCAAUAUUGAGAAUGAUGGUCACAAAAGUAAGAUGUAACUGAUUUUUGUACUUCCAGAGCAAAUUAUGAUGUACAUUCAGAAUUUGUAACAAUUUUAAUUAAAGUUCUGUUACUAGUUGGAAUUUGGUGGGGAAAGUACCAACAUCUGAUUAUUCAUUUGUGGAUAAGCUACCUUGAAAGGACUUGGACUUUUCUUGGCGUGUGUCUUGUGUUGCAGUCACUACUGCAUUGCUUAAACCAUUACAAAAAUUUCUCAAAGAAGAUAUUGGGAAGUAGUUGUACAAACUGUGAGAGCAUCAGUAUUAAUGUUGGGUCAAAGUAGCUCAGCUCAUAUUAAAAUAAAAUUUAUUUUUAUAUUUAAAUGAA
This is a messenger RNA of Hypanus sabinus (Atlantic stingray), 14615 nucleotides long. Its product is annotated as regulation of nuclear pre-mRNA domain-containing protein 2-like. Gene Ontology annotation, cellular component: RNA polymerase II, holoenzyme. Gene Ontology annotation, molecular function: RNA polymerase II complex binding. The record is from RefSeq and is a predicted model, not a curated record. The coding region runs from base 160 to 4662 and encodes 1500 amino acids. The transcript has 10 exons. Lineage: Eukaryota; Metazoa; Chordata; Chondrichthyes; Myliobatiformes; Dasyatidae. Gene Ontology annotation, biological process: mRNA 3'-end processing.